This is a messenger RNA of Periconia digitata, 1032 nucleotides long. The record is from the annotation of a GenBank genome assembly. Lineage: Eukaryota; Fungi; Ascomycota; Dothideomycetes; Pleosporales; Periconiaceae.
CAUCCUGGUAUAUGACAACCAUCCAUUAUCAAUAGUAUUCUCAUUCCCCAUCCGCCGACUGAUCAGACAAAAUAAGUUUUUUGAGAUUUUUUGGGCAAGCCAGCGAACAGUGAGUAGACGGAAACCAUGGUUGUACACUCGCAAUUCCUUCUCUACCAGACGGAUCGUGAAAACUCAACACAAGCCGGAUCAACUGAGUUUUCGCACAGGUGUAGUUUCUCCAUCUCGACUUCUUACUCGCUCGCAGUUAUAUCCUUUUCAAAUAGCUCGAGCCGCUAGAAUAUUUUUCUUCUUCCGCGCAUGGCAAGAAGAAGGAAAAAAGAGUUUGCUUUCCAACGCUUCGCCAUUGUGCAUUCUGCUCCACCCCCCAAGAAAAGAAAAGGAAGCUGAGCCACAAGCCCAAGCCACAAGGAUGAUCGAAGGAAAGCCAGAAAAGCAUACUCCGAUGUGGGUUCCGUGACCUGGGGGGCUUUUCCAUGUCACAUCUUGGUCCGACCUACCUCUAGAGGGAGGGUAGAGUAUGACUUCGCCACGAACGCAACAGCAACCCCCAAAGAGAGAAUCAAAAGUCAUGCGCAAUGCGAGGAUUUCGCAAGACAGAUGUAGUAGGCUAACUAAAUGGCCUCUGGACUCGACGCUGGGUCUCCCUUGGAGUCUUGCGACCCAACCUACUUGACAAGUUGCACACAUACUUCGACGAGGGUGUUGCCUCGGAAGGUGAAACGAGGGCAGGAGUGAAACCCCCAGUCCAGCUGAGCGAGAUCGACUGGCAAGACUACCGUGUAAACGGAUAAUCCAUCGAGUCGCCAGGAAUUCCAAUUGCCACACUGGAAGAACUUUCUGACUUACUCGCCCAAAAAUGGAACUUGAGAUUCCCAGUGGUUGAUUCAGGAUUGUGCUUGUGCCGUGUCUCGCUGUGCGCCCGACUGUGCAUACACGAGCGUAAAAUGCUCCGCAACAAGACAUGGAAGCAUUCCAGAAAUCGAACAAUCGCAUAACUAAUCCCAAGAACCAUGAAUUAUAAACAUAACU